Messenger RNA from Cladocopium goreaui, 1638 nucleotides. Lineage: Eukaryota; Dinophyceae; Suessiales; Symbiodiniaceae. The record is from the annotation of a GenBank genome assembly.
AUGGAGUUGCCAACGUCCCUGGAUGCGCUGGAUGUCACGGGUAUGCUGGUGGCAUGUGUGGUAGCAAUGUUUGCAACACACUGCUGGAGUUUUUGGGGCGACUUCAAGGGCUUCCUGCAGCGGUGCUGGCAUCGCGAAGAAAGUGAGGAGUUGGAGAAGUCCAAAGAAUGUAUGGAGGCGGCAUUUUGGGAGGCGAGCAUCCAGCAGUACCUCCUGGCCUCUCAAUGCUGGGCACACCUUGGUGCCAUAGUUGUGCCGGGCAUAGCUUUGCAAUGGCUGUGGACAGGCAGCUCUGUCUUGGACCCUCAACACAUUUUCGCUUGUUUUUGUGCCUGGGUGUUUCACUUCAUGACCACUGCACAUAUUUUGCGGCUGACUCCCACCAGAUUGAGGCUCUUGAGCAUCAGCAACUUCUUUCAGCUGGCAGCUUUCACGCAGACGGAUCAGAGUGAUAACCAAAUUGUGGCCGUCACGGCCGUACAGACGGCCGCCCGCUUUGCGAACGCAUGUCUCUUUGUAGACAUCAAGACCAACAUCCCCGUGGAGCUUGGCUUAACUUUGCUGCAAGUCAGAGCAGCCUGGCUACAUGAUCCCAACUCACUUUAUCCAACCUUACUAGUCAACAGCUGUGUUUCCGUCAUGAUUUUAUCUGUGAGUUGUUUGUUGGAAAUCUCUGUGCGCUCACGCAUCGCCAUGCUAUUGGACUCGGAAUCGAUGGUCAGCAGCUUUCGCACGAUGUUGCGGGGAGUCUGCGAUGGAGAAGUUUUGCUGGACAGCAACUUCAACGUCAGCGGCAAGGCCGACUGUUUGAAGACCUUGCUGAUGACCCGGCACGAUUUCAAUGGCCAGAAGUUUGAGCAGCUGCUUGCUGCUGAAGAACAGGACCCCUUCCAUAGCUUCAUGAGUGAGCCAAGUCAUCCAGACACCGCUGCGCCUCCCUGCCUUCGCGUGUCCUUGACCCGUGGCAAAGUUCGAGUUGGGGUGGACCUGUUCCAUGUGAAGGUGCCUCAUUUGUUUGGGAAAGCACACCAUUUGGUGGCAUUUCGAGAGGAUUCAGAGUCCAGGCUCCAACAGGAAGUGGAGCCUGGUGGAGUGGUCCCAACCCUGCCGCUGGACGCAUCGCCGAGGCGGGCGCGGUCGGCGCGUUCGAACUCUUCUUGUGGCUCCCAAGCCACAGCUCUGUUGCAAAUCUGUAAGGAACUGCAGGAGAUGACGUUAAUGAUUGAUGCAAACACGCAACUGCUGGAUGUGGAACAAGCUCAUCUGAGCUUUCUUCGUGAAUCUCAAGAUGGAGAUGCCAGUAUGCCAAGCCUCAGGAGGCUGGUGCAACCAACCGAUUGGGGAAGUGUCCGUGAUGAACUCACGGAAUUUGCCCAGAGACAGAGUGAGCUUCCCGUGGGAGACAGGGAAGUGCUGAAAACCAAGCUGCGGUUGCGGGAUGCCAAGAGAUGCGUGCAGGCUCGAAGGGUGGAGGUUUCAGCCUUUUCACCUCCAGGAGUCAACGCGAAUGGUGAGGCGCCAUUGAAAUUGCACAUGCACCUGAGUCGCCUCAAGCCUGUGAAGCAGGCACAAAGGCAUCAGAGUUCUUUGCCAAAUCUGUUUGAGAACUCUGAAGAGAGUUCACUAGGCUCUGUGUAG